AUGGCCUUACAUAUCCCAAAAGCUCCGGGAGUUCCGCAAAUGUUGAAAGAUGGAGCACGGAUGUUCUCUGGUCUUGAAGAAGCCGUCUACCGAAACAUUAACGCUUGCAAACAGUUCGCCCAAAGUGUGAGAUCUGCUUACGGGCCAAAUGGCAUGAAUAAAAUGAUAAUAAAUCAUAUAGAAAAGCAGUUUGUGACUAGCGAUGCGGGUACAAUUAUCCGCGAACUUGAUGUUGAACAUCCUGCUGCAAAACUGAUGGUUUUAGCCAGUCAAAUGCAAGAUUCAGAAGUUGGUGAUGGCACAAACUUUGUUAUUGUUAUGUCUGGUGCCUUAUUAGAAGCUGCGGAGGAACUCCUGCGUUUAGGCGUUACCACAAGUGAAAUAGCCGAUGGAUAUGAGCGGGCGCUUGAUAAAUGCUUAGAAAUAUUGCCAGAGCUUGUAUGUUAUGAAAUUAAAGAUUGCAAGAACUUUGAUGAUGUAGCAAGGGGUGUCAAGCCAUCGAUCAUGUCAAAACAGUAUGGUAAUGAAGAUUUUAUAUCUGCUCUCGUGGCUAAGGCGUGCAUUGGUAUACUACCAGAGAAGACAACAUUCAAUGUUGACAAUGUUAGGAUCUGUAAGAUUCUCGGGGCUGGUCUUCUGCAAUCAGAGGUAUUGUCAGGAAUGGUCUUUAAACGCGAAGUGGAGGGUGAUAUAAGUCAUAUAACCGAAGCAAAAGUUGCGGUCUACUCCUGCCCUGUUGAUAUUACACAAACUGAAACUAAAGGAACUGUUUUAAUCAAGUCAGCUGAUGAGCUCUUAAACUUCAGCAAGGGAGAGGAAUCUCUGCUUGAAAAGCAGAUCAAAGACAUUGCUGAUGCUGGAGUGAAGGUGGUUGUAGCUGGUGCUAAGUUUGGAGAUAUGGCCUUACACUAUCUCAAUAAGUUUGGAGUGAUGGCAGUUCGUCUUAAUUCCAAAUUUGACUUACGACGUGUCGCUAGAACUGUUAAUGCUACGGUUUUACCAAGGCUCACAACACCAACCGCUGAAGAAUUAGGAUACUGCGACACAGUUCAUGUUGAUGAACUGGGAGACACAAGAGUUGUUGUCUUCAGCAUGAACAGCGUAGAAUCACGCAUGUCCACUGUGGUUAUCCGUGGUUCCACAGACAACUACAUGGAUGAUAUUGAGAGAGCUAUUGAUGAUGGAGUUAACACAUUCAAGGGAAUUGCUAGAGAUGGAAGGUUCGUCGCGGGCGCAGGGGCGACAGAAAUAGAGCUAGCUCAAAAGCUUUUGCAAUACGCGGACACGUUACCCGGCUUAGAGCAAUAUGCUGUUCGAAAAUUUGCGGUAGCUCUGGAAGCUAUACCGCGGGCGCUAGCUGAUAACUCUGGUGCGAAUGCCACAGAAGUCGUCAAUAACAUCUACAACGCUCACCGGGAGAAUCAAAAAUUCGCGGGCUUUGACAUCGACACUGAAAACAACGGCGUCUGCGACGCUAAGGAAAAAGGCGUACUCGACUUAUACCUCUUGAAGUACUGGGGACUGAAAUACGCAGUCGGAGCUGCAACAACCAUCCUCAAAGUGGACCAGAUAAUUAUGGCGAAGCGAGCCGGCGGUCCCAAGCCAAAAGCGCCAGCGGGAAGUGAUGACGAAUCAUAA
Leptosia nina is the source of this 1638-nucleotide messenger RNA. NCBI's taxonomy places the organism in Eukaryota, Metazoa, Arthropoda, Insecta, Lepidoptera, Pieridae. The record is from the annotation of a GenBank genome assembly.